Messenger RNA from Trematosphaeria pertusa, 1600 nucleotides. RefSeq lists its product as uncharacterized. Lineage: Eukaryota; Fungi; Ascomycota; Dothideomycetes; Pleosporales; Trematosphaeriaceae. The coding region runs from base 259 to 1440 and encodes 393 amino acids. The transcript has 3 exons. The record is from RefSeq and is a predicted model, not a curated record.
CGUCGAACGUCGCCAAGGACUUAAAGGUCCUCGCAUGGUCGUCCAAGUCGUCUUUUUCUACCAUCCUCAGUCACUAGUUUUCUACCGCACCUGGGUCCAUUGAGGGUUACAUUCCUUUCUCUUCUUUCCUCGCCGUUCUUUCUUCAGAUCACGUUGAACGUGUCUGUUCUAUUCGUCUUAAUCUACCGCGAGCCGGCGUCCAUUCUUUUACAGACACCCAUACCGUAUUCUACGCCCGUCUUCGUCUUCGUCGCCGCCAUGCGUUUCUCUACCUUGUUGCCAUUGCUGCUCGCAGCCGGUGUCACUCAGGCUCAGUUCGGGAAAGGGAAGGGGAAGGGCAACGGCGGGAACAACAACCAGCAGCAACAACAACAACAGCAGCAGCAGCAGGCAGCUCAGAACGGUCAGAACCAGAAUGGCCAGGACAACGCCAACAACAACGCCAACGGUGGCAAUGCCGACGCUCUCGCUCUUGACCCGAACAAUGUGCAGACGAACAGCCAGUCGGAUGGUCUGGAUGCGGGUGCUGAGGCGGGUCAGGCUGCCUCUGCCACUGAUGAAGCCAACUUCAUCAACUUCUGUACCGGCAAGACGCUCACCAACGGCCUCCAAGUCAAGCAGGGUUCCUGCAACGGUAUCGUGAUGGGUGACAUUCCUGCUUCCACCAACAUGAUCUCUGCCGCCUUCCAGAACCCGCAGAAUGGUGACGACAUUGAUGCCAACACGGCCAUCAACUUCCAAGUUCAAAUCGCCAACCUGGAGGCCGGGUCCUUCACUAACCCGGACGUCACCUACUACGCUGCUCCCCAGGCUCUUAAUGGAGGCAAUGUUGUCGGCCACACGCACAUCACAGUCCAGGACCUCGGCGACUCUCUCAAUCCUGCUACGCCUCCGGAUGCGCAAGAUUUCGUUUUCUUCAAGGGUAUCAACGAUGCGGGCAACAACCAAGGUCUCCUCGCAGCCGAACUCGCUGCCGGUCUUCCUAAUGGUAACUACCGUGCCUGCUCCAUGACCUCUGCCAGCAACCAUCAGCCUGUACUCAUGCCCGUCGCUCAACGUGGCGCUCAGGAUGACUGCGUUCGAUUCACUGUCGGAGCCGGUAAUGGUGGCAACAACAAUGCUGGUAACGCAGGCAAUGCUGGUAACGCAGGCAACGCGGGCCAGAACGCCCAGAACGGUCAGAAUGCAAACCAGAAUGGACAGCAGGCUCAGCAAGGUCAACAGGGUCAACAAGGUCAAGCUCAGCAAGGCCAGGCUCAGCAGGGUCAAGCGGGUCAAGCUCAGCAGGGUCAACAGGGUCAAGCUCAGCAGGGUCAACAAGGUCAAGCGGGUCAAGCUCAGCAGGGUCAGCAAGGUCAAGGCCAAGGUGGCGCCGGCAAGGGACGCGGCCGUGGACGCUUUGGUCGCAAGAAGUUCGCAGCUCGCGAAUUUGUCGCGUAAGGCCUAGGCUAUCAUGGACUGAAGGGGAUGCAUGCAUGGGAGUGACGGUAGAAGCAGAGACAGGUGGUUUGCAGUAUUCUUGUGGUAAUGUACUUUCUUCGAGAUUUUUGGGUCCGUCAUCGACAUAGAAUACGCCUUUGUUCUCGGGGAGGGUACAAAG